Molecule: messenger RNA, 1396 nt
Organism: Diachasma alloeum
Lineage: Eukaryota; Metazoa; Arthropoda; Insecta; Hymenoptera; Braconidae
Exons: 4
Coding region: 201-983 (260 amino acids)
Source: RefSeq, a predicted model, not a curated record
UACCAUGUGUGGCAGUUCCACACCUACCCUUCCGUGAGAUCGUCCUCUCCACCUCAAUCACGCGCAAUUUAUUGCUCCAGUACCACCUGAAUAUGCUGAUAAGUCCCUUCAUCACGAUAAACUAGACCCCCUCACCAAUUUCGCGCGUCCGUUGCUCUGGAGACAUGGUGUGAAGCGAUUGUGUCCGGACUGGAAUCAAGAUGGAUGGCAGAAUGAUGUUGGGUGUCAACGUCGGCGUCAUCGCGCUGCUGACGAUAUUCACUGGAUUCUUGGUGCUUCCAUUCAGACUUCUUCUCGAUGCCAAUCACGAGGUUCAGCGGAAUACUUCGACGAACACGACGGCAAGGAUUGAGGAAGUGAUUGAGUUCCGGAAGCUGCGCUUGUGCUCCGCGGGGUACAAAUACUGGGUUGCGUCGACUUUCAUGAGCAAUUACGACAGGAAUUGCACGUACGAAGGCUCUCAGAGGAGUUCGAACGACGCGAGUGACAAUGGGAAAUCGAAUGGGAGUAAUUUGCCGAGCGGCUUCCGAGUCAUUCGUCCAAAAUCUGUUCCUGUGACCGAUCAUAUCCUCGCGCUCAUGCUCAUCGUCUCCGUCAUCGGGGCGUUCGUGGAGCUGCUGAGGCUGCGGUUCAUCAAUCCCGAGGACACGAGGGGUGACGGUGUGACGUCUAGGAGGCAAUCCAUUGUUGAUCUUAUGCUUCCGAGGAGGUGCAUAUCCCGGGAGCCGAUCAAGCCGCAGAUGUCGUUGGACAUGCAGAGGAUGCAUCGGUCGCCGCUGAGAAUGCUUGCCACGUCGAAGGCAGGUUGCGUUCCGCCGUUGAUACGUCGAUCAUCUUUUCCGACUUAUUUCACCCUGGAUGGCACUGUUUGUGAUUCCUCUACACCACCACACUCACCAAGACGGCCAUCAGUCACCGUGGAUGGUGAAACCGGUGUCAACACGUCUGUUCUUCAUCGCCGUGCACGACUCAUUCGUCGCUGAGGUGGUGUUUUUUUUUCUCUUCCAACCGCUGGAUAGGCACAUUGUGAUCGUCAAUCAAUGUUCUUUCGGGAAGAUUGGAGGCACUUACGGACGGGUUUCUUCGUCAACGGCUCGUGGAUGCAUUGAUGGCCACCAAUUUUUCGAUUGAAGGCUGCUCUUCCUAUCUCCGAUAUUUGGAUAUAUUUCUAGAGUUACGUCAGAAACAUAUUUUUGUCUAUUUAUUAACUACCGGAUUGACUUUUUCGACGUGUUUGGAGGGAGUCAAACUUUUUAGAAAACUAUUCUGAAAACACAUUUUUCGCUAUUUCUACGGACUUCGUCUUACAUUACAGAUCUUUGAAUGUGAUACUAUCAACUGUAUGUGAUAUUGUAUUCCGAAUUAUAUUUGAAAAAUAUAUGUUUAUCGAUGUUCA